[Torrubiella] hemipterigena is the source of this 717-nucleotide messenger RNA. NCBI's taxonomy places the organism in Eukaryota, Fungi, Ascomycota, Sordariomycetes, Hypocreales, Clavicipitaceae. The record is from the annotation of a GenBank genome assembly.
AUGUACAGCGGCUUCUUUGGGCAGAGUUCUUUUGCGCGCUUGACUGCCGUCCACAAGAGCAGCAUUGUCAAAGUGGCCCCAGACACCAACCUUGAAUUACUUGCGCCACUGGGCUGCGGUCUCCAGACUGGUGCUGGUGCCGUUCUCAACACUCUCAAUGUUCAGCCAGGUAAGACUGUGGCUGUAUUCGGCGCUGGUUCCGUCGGCAUGAGUGCAAUCAUGGCUGCCAAGAUUCGAGGAGCAAAGGAGAUUAUUGCGGUCGAUAUCCAGCAAUCCAGAUUGGACUUGGCUGCAAAGCUUGGUGCUACUCAGACCAUUCUUGGAAACGACCCUGACAUUAUCGCCAAAAUCCAGAAGGUUUCACCACCCAAUGGUGUCAACUACGCCGUGGACUGCUCCGGCGUUCCCAAGGUUGUAGAAACCAUGGUAGACUGCCUUGGUACCCGCGGCAAAGCCGCCUCCGUUGGUGCUCCAACUCCUGGGCAACGUUCCGGUAUCGACGUAUUUUCCCACCUUGUCAGUGGCAAAGAAUAUGUCGGCUGUUGCGAAGGAGAUGCCGUACCAAAGGACUUGAUUGCCUUCCUCAUAGACCAACACGCCAAGGGCAACUACCCGAUCGAAGAACUUGUGACGACGUACGAUGUAAAGGACUUUGACAAGGCCAUCAAAGAUACCAAAGAAGGACGUGCCCUCAAAGCGGUACUUAAAUGGGCGUAG